Messenger RNA from Papaver somniferum (opium poppy), 1719 nucleotides. RefSeq lists its product as uncharacterized. Lineage: Eukaryota; Viridiplantae; Streptophyta; Magnoliopsida; Ranunculales; Papaveraceae. The transcript has 7 exons. Gene Ontology annotation, molecular function: zinc ion binding. The coding region runs from base 1 to 1719 and encodes 572 amino acids. The record is from RefSeq and is a predicted model, not a curated record.
AUGGAUGUUGCUUCACCAGUGGAGAAGGCAGAUGAUAUAGCUAAGAAAAUCAUUAGACCUCAGUUUCAAACUGAAAUACCAAAAUGGGUUGCUCGUCAUGCAAGGAGAUUGGUGCUAGCAGAAAGGGAUGGAACAUUUGAGACUUGUUACAAAAAAACACCACAAUUGGUCAUAGCUGCUACCUCAUUGAACCCAAGGAGCAUAGGUCAUUUCAGCUGGUCCAAAGAUGAUAAAGAUAACAGAUUUGAGAGUCUCAUUUUGGCGUAUAAUGCACAAAUAAAAGGUUUUAUGAAUGGUUGUAUAAUGGUUAUUGGGUUAGAUGGAGCUCACCUAACUGGUAAGUUUGGUGGUGUGAUGCUUUCAGCAACAUGUAUAGAUGCUCAGAAUGGGGUAUUUCCUUUAUGUAUGAUGAUUUGUAUGGGUGAAACUGAAGAAAAUUGGUUUAUGAUGUUAAAAGAAUUGAGAAAAAGGAUACCAGAUAUGGCUGGACUGACCUUUAUUUCUGAUAGAAUGAAGGGAAUUCUUGAAUCAGUAAAAAGAUUGUAUCCUUUGUCAAAUCAUAGAUACUGCCUAAGGCACCUAUACAAGAAUUUCUUGACCAAAGGAUUCAGAAAUCCAAGACCUGUACAGCUUCUUUGGCAGGCUGCAAAGGCAUACAAAUAUCAUCAUUGGGAGGAAGCCAUGCAAGAAAUAGCAGAGAUAUCUCCAGAUGCAUACAAAUACCUGAUUGAUGCAGAACCGAAGUCUUGGGCGAGGUCAUGGUUUCCUCAUGAUGUUGCUUGUGAGCACAUCUACUCCAACUUUUCAGAAAGUUUUAACAACAUGGCCCUGAAAUUCAGAGGCAAGCCUCUCACUCAGUUGGUUGAUAUGUACACACACUUGGUGAUGGUGUUGUUUUCAAAUAGAAGAAAGCUUGCUGGUGACCUUGUUCCUGCUGGGAAAGAUCUCAUUAAGGUGAUGUGUGAUCUUAGAGGUAACUAUGAAUGUGAUCCUUCUGUAGAGCACAAAGUGUAUGAGGUGACCAACAAAGCUACUGGCAAAGUUUUUGUCGUAAAAGUAGAAGAAAAAAAAUGUACAUGUAGACAGUGGCAAUUGAGGCAGUUCCCUUGCUUGCAUGGUGUAGUUGCAUUGUUUAAAUUGAAUCCUAAUUGGUCCAAGUAUUGCAGUAAGUACUACACUGUAGAUUACUCUAGGACAGCCUACCAAUGGUCAAUAACACCUUUGGGAAACAUUGAUGAGUAUCAGAAUAAGUGUUCAAAUUUUUUAAGAGAAAUGUCUCAAAAAGCUAUUAUGCUUUUUUUUGAUGCCAAACAUGAAGUUGUUGUUUCAAAGAUAUGUGGUAGUUUUAAAAAGAUUGAGAAACAAGUAGGACUCAAGUUUCGACAUGACCUUGUUCGUGAUGUAAUCGUUGACAUCUGUUACAAAGCUGGUGUACCUGUACGUAAAGAAGUUUUUCUUGGGUUUUUGUCCGAUAAUGACAAAAAUUUGCGCCCUGCGGACAUCCUAAUUCUUAAUUGGGAGAAUGGUGAAGAUGUUUGUACGGAUGUCAUAGGCGUCUCACCCUUCACAGGAGAAGGUGUUCGUGUUUUUUCACAUGGCUUUAGUUUGUGUAUUCUAGCUUUCUCUACUUUAGGAGAGAUUGGUGAGGAUACUUUGUGUUCUUCUAAGCGUUUGAAAAAUUAUUUAGUUACUAAUGAUACUAGCAGUGGCUUAGGAUAG